UCGUUUGUUGAGUGCUCUUCCAUCAAAAAAGAUGAUACCAGCGUUCCUAUCUUUUAGUCUCAAUGUAGUUCUAAUAUUCGUAACAGUAUCCCUAUUUCUGUACAAUUAUGCGAUACGAAAUAAUGAUCAUUGGAAGAAAAAGGGGGUGCCGUACGUUAAACCGACCCCAAUAAUAGGAAACUUCUGGGACGUGCUAACCUUUCGCAUAUCGAUUGGAGGCCUCCUAACUAAGUAUUACAAUCAGUUCAAAGAGCCUUACUUUGGAAUGUUCAUUUUGGAUAAGCCGCAUUUAAUAGUCAAAGGUCCAGAACUGAUACGAUCAAUAUUGAUUAAGGAUUUUAACUACUUUUACGAUAGAACCGUACUAUCGGAUGAAAAAUGCGAUUCGCUAUCGUCUAGUAUGUUAUUUUUCACGAAGAACCCCGAAUGGAAGUACAUUCGCAAUAAAAUGACACCGGCGUUCACUUCAGGAAAAAUAAAGAGCAUGUUUCAUCUGAUACAUGAAGCGGCUGAAUCGCUUAACAAGUAUAUACGGAGAAAUAUCGAUCGACCUUCAAUCGAGUGCAAGGAGGUGUGCGCCAAAUACUCAACGGAUGUCAUCACCAGCUGUGCUUUUGGCCUUGAAGGAGAUUCGUUCAACAAUGAAGACGCUCCAUUUAGAAAAGUUGGCAGGCAGAUGUUUGAUUUUAAGUUGUCAACGGCAAUUCGGCAGACAUCAUACUUUCUAACACCUGCUCUUGUAAAGCUAUUUCGUAUGCCAUUUCUUGACCGUGCCACUACAGAUUUUCUGCGGAGCGUGUUUUGGCGCACCAUUGAAGACAGAGAAGUUGGAACUUACAAAAGGAAUGAUCUUAUAGACAUUGUCAGAGAGCUGAAAAAGUCAUCGGGGGAGUUUAAACUGGAGGGUGAUAAGGUUGUGGCCCAAGCAGCUCAGUUCUUUGCUGCCGGUUUUGAAACUGUAAGUGCCACGAUGUCUUUCACGCUGUACGAGCUGUGCCUCAACCACGAAAUUCAGAACAAACUACGUGAAGAAAUCCAGUCGACCAUGAUGCAAUAUGAAACUAUGUCCUACGAAGCGAUUCAGAGUAUGAAAUACUUGCAUAUGGUAGUGUGUGAGACCCUGCGAAAAUACCCCGUCCUACCAUUCCUUGAUAGGAUGACUAUGAGCGACUACAAAAUCCCAAACAGUAAGACAAUAAUUGAGAAGGGCACCCCAGUCUAUAUUCCACUCUUCGCCUUGCACUGCGACCCGGAAUACUUCCCCAAUCCCGACUUGUUCGAUCCGGAGAGGUUUUCGAGCGAAAAUAAAAGCAAAUUACAGAACUUCGUCUACAUACCAUUCGGAGAUGGCCCGAGAAAUUGUAUUGGUGAACGGUUUGGAUUAAUUACAACAAAAAUGGGACUCGUUCAGCUACUUUCCGAAUUUCAAGUGGAACGAAGCUCAGAUACGCCGGUCCCAAUUAAGUUUGAAACAAAGACUUUCCUACUGGCCUCUGAUAUUGGACUGCCGAUGAAGUUUAGAAAAAUUGAAACGCAUUGAUCACGUUGCGUGUAGGUACAUGAAUUAUGCUUGUAAUGUUUUCUCUGAUUAUGUUCUAAUAAUAAUUAUGAUUGCAAUGGGUUUUAGUGGUCCAAUGAAAAUUCUCGCUAAAUAUAAGUUGUGUGUUACAACAAAACCAAAACAAGGAAAUAAAUUGGGUUUUAGAAUACAUUCAAAAUUGUGUUCCCAAUUAAAUUUAGGAGAAGGUAUAGUGA
This is a messenger RNA of Photinus pyralis (common eastern firefly), 1755 nucleotides long. RefSeq names its product cytochrome P450 6k1-like. The coding region runs from base 32 to 1540 and encodes 502 amino acids. The transcript is spliced from 5 exons. Gene Ontology annotation, molecular function: monooxygenase activity; oxidoreductase activity, acting on paired donors, with incorporation or reduction of molecular oxygen; heme binding. NCBI's taxonomy places the organism in Eukaryota, Metazoa, Arthropoda, Insecta, Coleoptera, Lampyridae. The record is from RefSeq and is a predicted model, not a curated record.